CGCUUCCGGGUUUUGCGUGCAUCUUUGCCCCUCACUAAGAUGGCUGUGUCUCGCGGAGCCUCGUGCUGGUUCGCUCGAUUUCUCGCUCGCGCUCUAGUUGUGCGUUAGAAUCACCUUCUUUUUUCUUUUUUAAAUACACUAACGCGCCGCAAACAGAUUCACACCCCCGAGUUUAGCCGUCACCGUAUUUUUUCGCGUGUUCUCCGUCGCGAAAACUUUCGCCCCCUGUCCUUGUUUUUUUCCGCUCAAGUUGAAACGGAGUCGCGGUGGAUUUACCGGAUACCGGUCCGGACGGAGGACAAAACCGGGGGAGGGGGGCGGGAUGAACUCGGACGACGGGUACGGUGUGUUAAAUGUAGUUAUAUUCAAUGACUACGCUGGGUUUAAUCGAGAGUGAGUCGCCUUGCUGAGAGGAAAAAGGUGCUGUAGAAAGAGUGGGGAGGCGAGAGAGGGGGGAUAUCAUGGCCGCUCAGGUCGCCAGCGUCGCCUCUCUCAACGCAAGCCCGCCGUCCGAACUCAAAAAGCCGGAUCGGGACUCGCAGGGGGAGUCUGCACCGGGGGAGAAGCAGCUGCAUCAGCAUGAGAACAAGGAAGCGGGGCCCGACGGCGGCUCUCCCGGCCGAAAGGAACUGCAGGACGGCGGCGACGCUGCCGGGGGAGGAGGGGAUCCUGACAUGAAGAACGGCAACGGGAAUUUGCCCAGGGUAAAUAAUAAUAGCAGUAAUCAGAACGAUUCCGGCGGGCCCGAAGGAAAUAACCAUCCCGGUGUGGGACACCACCACACGGGCCCCUUCCCACCACCUCCUUACGGGUACAACCAGCACUACAGCCGGGCCCUUAUUCAUCAACAUGGCGGACAACAAAGCCCUGGCAUGGCAGCUGCGCCGGGGCCGGGCAUGAUGGACCCUUACCCCGCCAAUUCCCACGAACAUGGUUACCCCAACCACUAUAACAACUACAGCCCCUUCCAGAACAGGACUUCAUAUCAGGGUCAGGGCUACGGAGCCAUGAGUUCCUCGCGGAACAACCAGCCCCCAGCGGCUGGGGGGCAGCCAGGCAAGCAGCAGCCAGCAGCGACGGGAGGAGGGCUGGCUGCUGCCUCGUACAACAACCAGAGGUAUAACAUGGGAAGCCAGCAACCCACGUCGACGCCGACUUUAAACCAGCUGCUCACGUCCCCCAGCCUGGCCAGGAGCUACCCCAACUACCCGCAAGGAGACUAUAACAACCAGGAAGGGGGCACGAAGGCGGCGGGGGAGAUGGCGAGUGCCUACGGUGGGGUCCAUCCGGCUUGGCAACAUAGGGCCCACCACCCGCCUCCCAUGAGCCCGGGGAAUACCGCACAGGCCCCCAGCAGGAACCAGCCUGCAAGCCCCAUGGACCAGGUAGGGAAGAUGCGUGGCCAACCAUACGGAGGAGCCGCCCCUUAUUCCCAGCAGCCGCAACAACAGCAACAACAGCAGCAGCAGCAGCAGCAAGGACCUUCCCCUGGGCCCGGGCCCCAGCAAACGGGCUCCUAUCCGGGGCAGGGCUACGGAUCUCCGGGCCCCCAAAGAUACCCGAUAGGGAUGCAAGGUCGAACGCCGGGCACAAUGGGUGGCAUGCAGUAUGGACAGCAGAUGUCAGCCUAUGGGCAACAGGGACCGCCGGGAGGCUACGGGCAGCAGGGUCAGGGCUACUACGGUCAACACGGCGGACCUCCUCACCCGAGCCAGCAACAGACCCCUUACGGAGGCCAACCCCAAAGCGGUUCCGGAGCUCCCUUCCCCCAGCAGGGGCACCCUUCACAACCGCCUGGCCCGCACGGGCAAUCCGGGCCCCCUUACUCCCAAUCCCAAGGUCCCCACGGUCCUCCGGCCGUACAACCGCCCUACGGAUCCCCCCAGCAACAGCCAAGCCAACAGCAGCAGCAAGCUCCCGGUCCUCAGACUCCGCAAGGCUCCCAAGGCCAGACUGGCUACCCUCAAGCCUCUGCACCAGGCCAGCCCACACCGCAGCAAACCCCGCCGCAGCAGCAACAAGGCGCGGCGCCGCCGCCGCAGCAGCAGCAGCAACAACAACCAGGAAGUCAACCUCCUCAAUCCCAACAACCUCCAAGUCACGGCCAGCAGAGUCAGGCAUCGCCGUACUCUCAGACACCGCCCCUGCCGCAGCAGCAGCAGUCGCCGUAUCAGAGGUUCCCACCGCCUCCCCAGGAACUGUCCCAAGAUUCCUUCAGCUCCCAGUCCAGUGCGCCUCCUUCCAACCAGCCCAUGCCUUCCAACAAGAGCAGUCAAGAAGACAGCAUGCAAGGACGGCCGUCGAGUUUGCCGGAUCUGUCAGGCUCCAUCGACGACCUUCCCACCGGCACGGAGGGUGCCCUGAGCCCAGGCGUCAGCACCUCGGGGGUGUCCAGCAGCCAGGGGGAGCAGAGCAACCCCGCCCAGUCCCCUUUCUCGCCGCACACAUCGCCCCACCUGCCAGGCAUCCGCGGGCCCUCGCCGUCGCCCGUGGGCUCCCCUGCCAGCGUCACGCCCUCUCGCACCGGCCCGCUGUCCCCCGCCGCUGUGCCAGGUAAUCAGAUGCCUCCCCGGCCGCCCAGCGUCCAGUCAGACAGCAUCAUGCACUCUUCCAUGAACCAGUCGGCCAUGGGCCAAGACAGAGUGUACAUGCGUAACCCACAGAUGCCCCCUUACGGGUCCCCGGGACAACCUGGCUCUGCCUUAUCUCCACGCCAGUCUUCGGGGGGUCAGAUGCAUAGCGGAAUGGGACCUUACCCCCAAAACAACUCCAUGGGAAAUUAUGGCCCUCAGGGGGGCCAGUACGGCCCUCAAGGUUAUCCUCGCCCGCCCGGCUACUCAGGGAUGCCCAAUUCUACCUACCCGAGCGGCCCCGGCAUGGGGGGCACCAUGAGCCCCAUGCCCGGCCAGGGCAGCGGGGCGCCCUAUGUAAACAUGGCUCCCGGCGGCAGGGUCGGCUCCGGCCAGAUGGGCGCCAGGCCCUACGGUCCGGGCAUGGGCUCCAACAUGGCCAACAUGCCUCCUCAGGUGGUAUCGGGGAUGUGCCCGCCUCCGGGGAUGAACAGGAAAGAGGGCGGGCCCUCCAUGCACCACGGCCCGACCAAUUCCAUACACAACAGGCCACCGGGCUACGUCAUGAGCCAAGGCAUGAUGGGCUCCGCUUCUCCAUAUGGCCCGGCCAUGAACAGCAUGCACGGGAUGAUGAACCAGGGAGGUCCGGGUCCUUAUCCGAUGGGUACAAACAUGGGCAACAACACCCCUGGAAUGGCUCCCGGUUCAGAGUUUGGCAUGGACAAAAUCAACCAAGCCCAGAAGAUGAACAACAAAGUGGACGGGACUCCCAAGACUGAAUCCAAAAAGAAGUCCAGCUCCUCAACCAUCACCAACGAGAAGAUCACUCGCCUGUACGAGUUGGGUCCGGAGCCCGAGAGGAAGAUGUGGGUCGAUCGCUACCUGGCCUUUGCCGAGGAGAAGGCCAUGGGCAUGAACAACCUCCCCGCCGUGGGGCGCAAGCCUCUCGAUUUGUUCCGACUCUAUGUCUCCGUCAAGGAGAUCGGAGGCCUCACCCAGGUGAACAAGAACAAGAAAUGGCGGGAGCUCGCCACCAACCUCAACGUGGGCACGUCGAGCAGCGCGGCCAGUUCCCUCAAGAAGCAGUACAUCCAGUGUUUGUACGCCUUCGAGUGCAAGAUCGAGCGCGGCGAGGAGCCGCCCGCGGACUUUUUCAAUACGGACACCAAAAAGAACCAGCCUAAGAUCCAGCCACCCAGCCCUGCUGGUUCUGGAUCGCUCCAAGGCCCCCAGACUCCUCAGUCCACCAGUAGCUCCAUGGCGGAGGGGGGAGAACUGAAGCCUCCCACCCCGGCCUCCACCCCCCACACACAAAUGCCUCCCAUGCCCGGCGCCAGGAGUAGCGUCAAUUUGCAGGACCCCUUUGCCGACGGCAGCGACCCGGCAUUUUCCCGAAGGAACGCCAUGACCCCCAAUUCUCAGAAUUACCAACCCGGAAUGGGCGGCCCCGAAAUGAUUGGUCGGAUGGGUCCCUAUGAGUCCAACAAGGACCCCUUUGGUGGUAUGAGGAAAGCUGGGGAACAAUUCUUGCCACCCGGUCCUAACAGUGGGAUGGGGGAACCGUACAGCAGAGGCCCGCCGGGACCCAUGGGAAAUCUGCCAAUGGGCCAGAGGCAGCAAUAUCCUUACGGAUAUGACCGCAGGCAAGAGUCAGGCAUGGGUCCCGACGGCGGCAUGGGGCCCGGGGCCGCUCAGCCCAACAUGAUGCCUUCCGGAGCCGAGGCGGGGAUGUACUCGCCGAGCCGACCGCCACCCCAGCAACGACACGACUCGUAUGCCAAUCAGUACCCUGGCCAAGGCGCGCCCCCUGGUGGCCCGUACCCAAACCAACAACCGGGAAUGUAUGCACAGCAGCAACCGAACUACAAGCGUCCCGUCGACGGUAGCUACGGCCCCCCCGCCAAGCGCCACGAGGGAGAAAUGUACAACGUCCCUUACGGUGGUCAACAGCCCGCAGGACCUCAAUCAUCAGGGCCCCAGGGCCAGCAGGACAUGUACAAUCAGUACAACGCCUACCCUGGAGGGGAGCGGAGACCCCCGGGCCCGCAGAACCAGUUCCCCUUUCCCUUCGGCCGGGACCGCGGCUCGUCAUCCGGGGGCCCCAAUUCCCAAUCGCCCAUGCCUCCCCAGAUGAUGGCGAGCCCCAUGCCCUCGGGUCCCGACGGGCCCCAGGCCCCCAUGUGGCAGGGCCGCAACGAAAUGGGCUACCCCAACUAUCACAACCGCCAGGGCCCGCCCGUGCCCAGCCAGGCGCCGGGAUACCACGGCAUGAACCGCUCCGAGGAGAUGAUGUCAUCGGAUCAGCGCAUGAACCACGAGGGCCCGUGGCCCGGCCACGUCAACCAGCGGCAACCGCCCUUCGGACCCGGCGGGUCCGGCCCGCCCAUGACGAGACCCCUCCCGUCGACUUAUCAGACAUCGCAGAACCAUAUUCCUCAGGUGUCCAGUCCGGCACCCAUGCCGCGGCCGAUGGAGAGCAGGACGUCACCCAGCAAGUCCCCGUACAUGCAUCCGGGCAUCAAAGUGCAGAAAGCCGGACCCCCGGUCCCCGCCUCCCACAUCGGACAGGCGCCCGUGCAGCAGCCGAUGAUGCGGCGAGACGUGGGCUUUCCUCCCGGCUCCGUGGAAUGCUCCCAACCGCACCUCAAGCCGCGAAGACGGCUAACCAUGAAGGACAUCGGCACACCUGAAGCGUGGCGUGUGAUGAUGUCACUUAAGUCAGGGUUGCUAGCGGAGAGCACCUGGGCCUUGGACACCAUCAACAUCCUACUCUAUGAUGACAGCAGCAUCACCACGUUUAACUUAUGCCAGCUGCCCGGAUUCCUGGAGCUGCUGGUGGAAUACUUCAGAAGGUGCCUGAUCGAGAUCUUCGGCAUCCUGAAGGAGUACGAAGUGGGCGACCCCGGGCAGCGAACACUCCUCGACCCCGAUGCCGCCGAAGACUCCGACGAUGACGCGCAGAUGGCGGAAGGAGAAGGCAUCGACACGGACGAGGAGGAGGACGAAGACGAUGCGCCGGACGACAGCAGGGUGCAGGUGCGGGUGAAGGAGGAGGAGGAAGAGGUGACGGAGGAGCGGUCCCAGAAAGACGAGGACGAAAACAAGGAGAAGUCGAGGGUCAAGGAAGCCGCUACCUCAGGGUCUUCCCAGGACCCCAAUGCGGAGAAGCCCAGGCAGGCCAGCAAGUUCGACAGACUCCCCAUCAAGGUGGUGCGCAAGAAGAACCCCUUCCGGGGCAGCCGGCCCUCCGAGCUGGGCCAGCGCCAGAGCUUCGAUAGCGGCCUGCUCCACUGGAGCGUCGGCGGCGGCGACAUCACCGAGCACAUCCAGACGCACUUCGAGAGCCGCGUGGGGCGCCUCAAGGCCCGCAAGCGCUUGCCCAAGGAGACCAGAGCGGGACGGGAGGUCCCGGAGCCGCCGCCGCCGCCGCCGCCUCCGGCCGCCGGCGCGCCGGUGACCGCCACCAUCGACGACGUCCUGUCGGCGCGGCCGGGCUCGGUCACGGAGGAGGCGGUGCGCGGCGGCGCCGAGGAGCAGAAGGAGAACGGCAAGUACCUGUUCAGCAUCAACCCCGAGCUCCAGAGCCGGCGCAACGUGAAGAUCCUGGAGGACGAGCCGCACAGCAAAGACGAGACUCCGCUGGGCACGCUGGCCGACUGGCAGGACUCGCUGGCGCGGCGCUGCGUCUGCGUGUCCAACAUCGUGCGCAGCCUCUCCUUCGUGCCGGGCAACGACCAAGAGAUGUCCAAGCACCCCGGUCUUCUUUUGCUGCUGGGGCGCCUGGUUCUGCUGCACCACCGGCACCCCGAGCGCAAGCAGGCGCCCGUCACCUACGAGAAGGAGGACGAGGAGGACGAGGGCGUGAGCUGCGAGCGCGACGAGUGGUGGUGGGACUGCCUGGAGGUCCUGCGGGAGAACUGCCUGGUGACUUUGGCCAACAUCUCGGGCCAGCUGGACCUCUCGGUGUACUCGGAGAGCAUUUGCCUGCCCCUCCUGGACGGCCUGCUCCACUGGGCCGUGUGCCCCUCGGCCGAGGCCCUGGACCCCUUCCCCACGCUGGGCCCGCACGGCUCGCUGUCGCCGCAGAGACUGGUCCUGGAGACCCUGAGCAAGCUGAGCAUCCAGGACAACAACGUGGACCUGAUCCUGGCCACGCCGCCCUUCAGCCGCCUGGAGAAGCUCUACGGCGCCCUGGUGCGGCUGGUGGGCGAGCGCAAGGUGGCGGUGUGCCGCGAGAUGGCCGUGGUGCUGCUGGCCAACCUGGCGCACGGCGACGGCCUGGCGGCGCGCGCCAUCGCCGUGCAGAAAGGCAGCGUGGGCAACCUGCUGGGCUUCCUGGAGGACAGCCUGGCCGCCACGCAGUACCAGCAGAGUCAGAGCACGCUGCUGCAGAUGCAGGCGCACUUUGAGCCCACCAGCGUGGACAUGAUGCGCAGGGCGGCGCGCGCCCUCCACGCCCUGGCCCGGCUGGAGGAGAACCACUCGGAGUUCACGCUGUACGAAUCGCGGCUGCUGGACGUGUCCGUAUCGCCGCUCAUGAACUCGGCCGUCUCGCAGGUCAUCUGCGACGUACUCUUCCUGGUGGGCCAGUCAUGACGGCCGUGGAGGUCCUCCUUCUCCUCUCCCCGACUUUUUUGUGAGCAGAACUUCUGACUGUCCUUUUUUUUUUUUUUUUUAAUUUAUGCAAAAUCACCUCGGAUUCCACUGUUUUUUCCUCCCCCCCCCACCGCGAAAAGGAAGGAAUACCAUGAAGUAGACGGAUAACCGCAGGAGACGAAUGGGAUGCUCUUAGCCCUGAAAGGACGUGUUUUUUAAUGAAAAAAGAAAAAGUCCGGAAAAAAAAAAAUAACUGUAACCAAAGUUGCUGUCUCGUUUACAGUCAGUUUUGGGGAUGCUUGCUUUCUCCCCCCGAGGACUCGGGAUUGCUGUAAAGCUCUGCCCCCCUACCCCCGCCCUGCAUACACACACACACACACACACAGGAACCACAUCCCGGUGCGGACAUGUGCGCUCUCCUGUGCAGUAGGUUCUAGGACUGUUUUUUUUUCUUCUUUGUUUUGUUUUUUCCUCCCUGUACUGUACACCUUCAAAGAAAGUGUCGACAUACUGUAAUAAUACUGUUUCACACUGAGAUACGCCGACUUGGCAGCAAACUGUAGUUUUUAUGUGGAAGGUGACGAUGGCUAACAACUCCCUCCUCAAAGUACGGUCAACCUACAGCACCCCGACCUCUUCUCUUUUGUCCUUUGAUUGUAUGAAUUGUAUUAGGACUGGUCCUCGGCACUAGAUCCAAGCAGACCCGCCAGGCUGCGCUGGGUGUGGUGUGUGUGUGUGUGUGUGUGUGUUUGUGUACAUGCGUGCGCGCAUGCACACACACACAUCAUGUUGUACAUGAAUUUUACCCCCUUUCCAUCUCUCUCCCUGUCCCUUCACCGUUUUUAAAAAUGACCACUUAACACACAAGACACACGAGACUGUCUGGUGCGGCUGUAGAGAAUAUAACGACAAAAAAAAAAUUGUCUGAGUAACAACUAGACCUUGAUGAAGAAAAACUCCCCCCCCCCCCCCCCCCCCAGUGAUGCAGAUUCUGCAUAUUUGUAUUUCAGAUGAUGUAGCUAAGAAACUUGAUGUAAACCCCCACCCCCUAUUUUUUCACUCCCCCCAACCCUCCUGCUUUUUUUUUUUUUUUUGCUCAAUGAAUAUCAUUUAUUCAGUAUCAAAUCUUUAUACUAUAUGUUCCACGUGUUAAAAAUAAAUGUACAUUAAAUCUUG
This is a messenger RNA of Hippocampus zosterae (dwarf seahorse), 8342 nucleotides long. RefSeq names its product AT-rich interactive domain-containing protein 1A-like. Gene Ontology annotation, cellular component: nucleoplasm; nBAF complex; brahma complex. The coding region runs from base 462 to 7166 and encodes 2234 amino acids. NCBI's taxonomy places the organism in Eukaryota, Metazoa, Chordata, Actinopteri, Syngnathiformes, Syngnathidae. The record is from RefSeq and is a predicted model, not a curated record. Gene Ontology annotation, biological process: chromatin remodeling; positive regulation of DNA-templated transcription; regulation of transcription by RNA polymerase II. Gene Ontology annotation, molecular function: nucleosome binding; DNA binding. The transcript is spliced from 20 exons.